This is a messenger RNA of Aegilops tauschii subsp. strangulata, 1967 nucleotides long. RefSeq names its product F-box protein At3g57590. Gene Ontology annotation, molecular function: protein binding. NCBI's taxonomy places the organism in Eukaryota, Viridiplantae, Streptophyta, Magnoliopsida, Poales, Poaceae. The record is from RefSeq and is a predicted model, not a curated record.
GUCGACACGCACGAGACGGCAGCGACCGAGGCAAAGCACCCUAUACAUCCAUCCCCCCUGCUCCGUCCUCCAAAACUAAACAAGGACGAAAGCAACCGACGAAGAGGGAGGAGCGGGCGGAGAAGAGAGAAAAGUCGCCGGCUCGCCGCCGCCGUCGUCGUCGGUGAGGCCACAGUCGCCGCCCUCCGCUCCCGAUCGAGGGCCUGCUUCGUUCGCACCGUAGAGGUUUGGUUCGUUGGCCUCUUCAGUCUACAAGAACUCGACAGCUCGCCGCCACCCACCUACCAUGUGGUGCGAGUUCCUUGGGGGCGUAAUUGAAACCUCCGGGCGGCAGGUGGUGUGAGAGGUCCUUCUUGGAAGCCUCAAUGCAGCUUCUGCAUCUGCUGGUGAGCCCUGUUUGGUGGACUUCGUCGUGCUGAGAUUGGGCGCUUGUUUCUUGGAUUCAAGAGGUUGAAGUUGAACCCUGCGUGGCCGUGGCUAGUCCGGGCUGGAUCAUGGAGCAACCAGGGCAGAUCGCUUUUGCUCAAGCCUGAUCAGUAGUGAUUGAUCUCCAGUGAGCAUGUCCUCGCCUAGCAAGAUUUUGAUGGGAGGGAAGAAAGCAAAGGUAGUAGAGGGGAAUGCUCAGCUGCUCUGCAGUGAUGCGCUCACCGAGGUCUUCCACAGGCUGCCUGCCCGCACGCUCGGCUCUUGCAGGAUGGUAUGCAAAUCCUGGAUGUCAUUGCUUUCCGAUGUGCAUUUUGUUCACGAGCACCUGAACCGAAGCCAGCAGAAGUUGCUGCUCUUUGCAAAUGACCGAGCAAAUGAUAGGUCUCUUGCCAUGGUGCUCGCAGACGCCAAUGGAUACAUGUACCAGCUGUCUAGGCCCUUGGUUGCUCAGAGCCUGUUUGUGCACAACUCUUGCAACGGCCUGCUCUGCCUAGGUGACAGUAAAGGAGCAGUGGAGUUGCUCAACCCGACAACCGGUGAAUCUGUUGUGUUGCCGAAGCCAAUGUACACUGCAGGAAGCAGCCAAUUCUCAUCAUGCAACUGGCACUGCUUGGGGUUUUGCCCGUCAACUAAGCAACACAAAAUUGCGCAUUUUUAUCCGGGAGCUCAUGCUGGUUCUCUCGAGGUGCUCUGCGAGAUAUACACAAUUGGAGAUAGAAUCUGGAGACAAAUUGGGAGUCUCCGUGGGGCGCCAAUUGAUAGAGGUAUACAUGUGAAUGGUUCGGUGUAUUAUUUGACAAGGUUCCGUUAUAUCUCUUCAUCACGUAUCAAUUGUUUGAAUCUUCAAAGUGAAAAGUUUGACGUCUUGAUGCUUCCUCCACGCAAGACCUAUGGAGGGCAUUGUUCUUUGUCCGAGCUCGAGGGAAAACUAUGUUUGUUAGUUGUGGAUGGUGCGCUUGAAGGUAUACCUCGUACAAUGGACAUAUUAAUGCUCGAUAACGAUGAUAAGCAGAGUUGGACUCAUAGAUACCACAUAUCUUUGCCUCUGUUGAUGCAAUCAUGUUAUUUCACUCCAAGACACACACUUUUUCAUGAUUCCAAAAUUUGGGUGCAGUUGUUUGCUCGGAACUUAUAUUGUUAUGAUCCAAAUUCAAACUCUGGGGAAUUGGAGAUUGCCUGUCCAGAAUCUGAGUUUCCUUUCAGCAUUCAUACGUUUGUUGAAAGUAUAGUUCCUCUGCGUCAAGAUAAUUUCAUCAAGAAGAUACAGUGAUGUUGGUCUUCUUUAUUCUUGAAGAUAGAUUUCAGCUUACAGAUUUACAUUAUCUUUGUUGUUUUUUCUCUUAAAAACUGGACUUGUUAACUGCCUUAAUUUGGCCUACUUUAUCACUCUUUGUGAUUAGUUAUAAGAACAAUCUUGAAAAUUUCCUAACAACUCACUUUGUCUUGAUUCUGAGAGUUGCGUUAAUUGUAAUUUCAUAAUGCACGGAAGACUUUAUAGUCCAAGUUAGGAAGAAUAUUUUGUUCUUUUACAUUUUGCUUUC